UCUUCUCUCUGUUACCCGAGGGUCUCUCUCUUCUCUACUCUCUGCUCUCUCUUCUCUCUGUUUCUCUCUAACGGACUCAAAGGUCUCUCUUGUGGGGCUGGGAUAAGGGGCUCUCACAAACUCAAGGGUCUCUCUCUCUCUCUCUCUCUCUCUCUCUCUCGGGGAGUUGGGGAAAGGGGAAGGAAAAGGGAAGGAACUGAAGAGAAUCACAGUCAGGUAGCCAUGAAUGAUCAUCAUCAUAAACCACAGAAACCUCCAUCUGGGCGGACGAAUCUGGCAUCAUGUAUAGUGGCAACAAUCUUCCUGAUCUUUAUAGUGAUCGUGAUCCUUAUCGUCUUCUUCACUGUGUUCAAGCCCAAGGACCCUAAGAUCUCAGUGAACGCCGUGCAGCUCCCAACCUUCUCCAUUGCUAACGGGACCGUUAGCUUCACCUUCUCUCAGUACAUCUCAGUGAGGAACCCUAACAGGGCAGUGUUCACUCACUACGACAGCGAUCUGCAGCUCCUCUACUCCGGGAACCAAGUGGGUUUCAUGUUCAUCCCCGCCGGAACUAUCGACGCCGGUCGUACCAAGUACAUGUCUGCUACCUUCUCCGUUCAGUCUUUCCCUCUCAUGUCGGCGCCGGCGAAGACAACGACGACGACGACUUCUACGCCGCCGCCAGUGAAUACGGGGCCGACCAUCACCGACGGAAUCAAUGGGUUCAGGAUGGGGCCUACAUUGGAGAUUGAGUCGAGGAUGAGAAUGGCUGGUAGGGUAAGGGUUUUGCGCUUCUUCACCCAUCAUGUGGAGGCCAAAACUGGUUGCAGAGUAGCCGUUGCUGUCAGUGAUGGAUCUGUCUUAGGGUUUCAUUGCUGAUUUCUUCUUCUUCUCUCUCUCUCAAUUUUUGUGUUUUUGGGUCUUCAAUCUUGGUUUGAAUCUGUAAUUUGCUGGACUGGAGGAAUUGUAAAAACAAAAUAGGGAAAAAGAUUGGUUUUUUUUUUU
Molecule: messenger RNA, 984 nt
Organism: Macadamia integrifolia
Lineage: Eukaryota; Viridiplantae; Streptophyta; Magnoliopsida; Proteales; Proteaceae
Exons: 1
Coding region: 223-858 (211 amino acids)
Source: RefSeq, a predicted model, not a curated record